Molecule: messenger RNA, 447 nt
Organism: Pocillopora meandrina
Lineage: Eukaryota; Metazoa; Cnidaria; Anthozoa; Scleractinia; Pocilloporidae
Source: the annotation of a GenBank genome assembly
AUGCUAACAAUACCACAUCCAAAAUCUACAACAGAAGAUUCCGAAGAGCCUCAAAACGAGAAGAAAAUCUAUGUAUCAACGCCUUACAUCAAAGGUAUCUCGGAACGCCUGCAAAGAGCGUUCAAGUCACACGAUGUUACACUUAUUCAUAAACCCGUCAAUUCUUUAAGAUCACAAUUGGUACGUGUCAAGGACACAACUGUCAAUCUCAAGAAAUGCGGUACUGUGUACCAGAUCCAUUGUGAGAAGUGUAACAAGGAGUACGUUGGCGAAACGGCCCGCGCUCUGGAAAUCAGAGUGAAAGAACACCAAUCAAGAAGUUCAUCAGCUGUUCACGAGCAUUGUCGCCUAGAGGGCCACUCGGUGGACCCAAAUAAGAUAAAAGUACUAUCAACCGAAGUUAACACCUUCAAACGCAGGAUAAAAGAAGCUAUUCAAAUUAAACUU